This is a messenger RNA of Lathyrus oleraceus (garden pea), 881 nucleotides long. RefSeq names its product NAD(P)H-quinone oxidoreductase subunit M, chloroplastic. The record is from RefSeq and is a predicted model, not a curated record. The transcript has 2 exons. Bases 123 to 767 code for a protein of 214 amino acids. NCBI's taxonomy places the organism in Eukaryota, Viridiplantae, Streptophyta, Magnoliopsida, Fabales, Fabaceae. Gene Ontology annotation, molecular function: oxidoreductase activity, acting on NAD(P)H, quinone or similar compound as acceptor.
UAGUAUGUAAGAAAUCUUAUCCAUAGCAGAAAGAGUGAAGCUAAGAAAUAUGUAAACUAAUAUUAAUUAAGGCCCUCUUGUAAGCCAUUAAAAGCAAAAAAAAAAACAUCACAAAAUUAACCAUGGCCACAAGUUGUUCCUCCAUGGUUUCCACCAAAUUAUCCAUACUAGGUUGGACAGGAGGAGGAAGAAGAAAAGAACUAAAAACCAGAACACCAUUUUUCAUAUCAUGUCAACAACAAUCCGAUGUUAAAGACUCCGAAGGUGUGAAGGUAAUAGAAGAGAAAGAAAUACCACAAAACCAACAAAUAAAUUCAAAAGGAACAGAACCAAGACCAGUUGAACGUCAAGUGAAUGUGAAAGACAAAGGUAUGAGCAGGGAGUAUGGAGGACAGUGGUUGAGCUGCGCGACACGACAUGUUCGAAUCUAUGCUGCUUAUAUCGAUCCAGAAACCAGUGCUUUUGAUCAAACGCAGAUGGAUAAGCUUACACUUCUUCUUGAUCCUACUGAUGAGUUUGUCUGGAAACCUGAGAGUUGUAACUUGGUUUAUUCUUACUUUCAGGAGCUUGUCGAUCACUACGAGGGUGCUCCAUUGAAUGAAUAUACACUUCGACUGAUUGGUUCAGACAUAGAGCACUAUAUAAGAAAGUUGUUAUAUGAUGGAGUGAUCAAGUAUAAUAUGAAUGCAAGGGUUUUGAAUUUCAGCAUGGGGAAGCCACGAAUCAUGUUCAAUAACAAUGAUGUCCAACCUGACGAUUCCACUUGAGAAAUCGUUUGUCUAAUACACCAAGAAAAGUGAGCAAAUCAUUGAUGUUUUUGUGUAUGAUGAUGAAUUGGUUACAUAUAUAUUUUUUAAAUUAUUAGUUCUUUAAUUUGUAAA